Helicoverpa armigera (cotton bollworm) is the source of this 1352-nucleotide messenger RNA. RefSeq names its product lipase member H. The coding region runs from base 209 to 1201 and encodes 330 amino acids. The record is from RefSeq and is a predicted model, not a curated record. The transcript has 2 exons. Gene Ontology annotation, biological process: lipid catabolic process. Gene Ontology annotation, molecular function: lipase activity. Lineage: Eukaryota; Metazoa; Arthropoda; Insecta; Lepidoptera; Noctuidae.
UUAUGAGGUCGAAUCAUUCAUUCUUCUUACAUCACUAGUUUAAUCGACAGUUCGUGAAAUUGUGCUCAUAGAGUUCUCGUUAAGAAAAAAGUUUAAAAAAAGAUCCCGAGAAAACGUGUUCUUAGUUCUCGUCAAGGAAAAAAUUGAAAAAAAAAGAUCCCAGUGACUUGAGAACCUCUUUCUUUUUGGGAAUUCGGUUAAAAAAACAAUGAAGUGGUCAGCUAUAUGUGUGUUUCUGUCCUGUGUUGGUGUGAUUAGUGCGUCGUGGGAAUUGGAUCUGUUUUUAAAUAUGGUUGAAUGUGAACACAAGAGAGACCUGAACCUCGAUGUCAGUGGAAUCGACGUGUACUUUUACGACUUUCCAAACAAUAUCAUCGUGCCAUUCCCCAUCAGCAGUGCAGCCCAAGGAAUCCUCUCCUACACGAGGCUCAACAAGAACCAUAAGUUCUUCAUGUUCGUCGAUGGCUUCAAAUCACAUAUGACCAAACUUACGACCAUACAAAUGAGGAACGCCUUCAAAAACUUCCCAAACAGCUACCUCAUCAUCAUCGACCAUUCUAUCUAUACCAACAGACUUGGCUUGAAAGUCAGUUUCGAAGAAUCCGUCAAGUACGUGUACGAUAUUGGUAAAGCUGUAGCCCAAUUGUUGGUUGAUCUUCACCAAGGAGGAAUUUCAGCCAAAAAUGUACACUGUAUUGGCCAUAGCUUGGGAAGCCAAAUGUUGGCGCAUGUUGGUGAAAUCUUCCACAACGCUACUGGUGAGAAGAUUUCUAGAAUAACAGCGUUAGAUCCGGCGGGACCGUGCUUUGCUAAUAGUCCUGAUGAAGACCAGAUCAGAUCAGGUGUAGCGGAGUAUGUAGAAGUAUACCAUUGUAAUGCUGGUGAAUUUGGUACAUCAAGUAUAUUAGGUGAUAUUGACUUUUUUGUGAACAACGGUGUUUCGCAGCCAAAAUGUACUGUGUCUUGGCUACCGCCUUUGUUAAAUACUCUUUUGGAGCCGAGAUGUAGUCACAGGGCGUGUGUGGCUAUGUGGACGGCGUCAGUGGCUCACGGUGGUCAAACGGCUUAUAAGUGUGACAAUUACUAUGACUUUAGGGACGGAAUAUGUGCGCAGAACGCAACCACUCUUGGUGGUUUCUGGAACCCUGGUAACGCAACUGGAGUUUAUUAUUUCGCUUCUGAAGAUUAUGAAUAUAGUUAACUUUUGUAUUGAAUAGGAGUGCUAGUGAUAAUUGUAUAUAAUUUAUAAGAUAUGUGUAGAGUGAUUUUAGUUACAAGUACCUUCUAAUAGCUAGUUCUUUCUGGUUAUAUAAAUAAGUAAUGCUAUUAAUGUACAAAUACCUACUAUGUAA